GGGUGUGAGGGAGAGGGGGGGAUAGGGGGAGGAGAGGGGGGUAAGAUGUCCGCCGCUCUCCUCUCGCCCAUUGUGGACUAUUACAACGACGAGGAGGAGCUGGAUAGCGUGGACGACGAGGACGAGCGCAGCGUCCGUUGCCGCGACUCGGAUGAAGAUACAGAGGAUGCAAGCGAAACAGAUAUUGCCAAUAAGCAAGAUGACGAAGACUACCUGGAAGUGAAGGAGCAGAUGUACCAGGAGAAAUUAACAUCUCUUAAGAGACAGCUCCAACAAUUACAGGAAGGUACCUUGCAAGAAUAUCAGAGAAGGAUGAAGAAAUUAGAUCAGCAGUACAAAGAAAGAAUACGAAAUGCAGAGCUCUUUCUGCAACUGGAGACAGAGCAAGUGGAAAGGAAUUAUAUUAAAGAGAAGAAAGCAGCAGUGAAGGAAUUUGAAGAUAAAAAGAUUGAGUUGAAAGAGAAUCUUAUUGCUGAAUUAGAAGAAAAGAAAAAGAUGAUUGAGAAUGAGAGACUAACAAUGGAACUCACAGGAGAUUCUAUGGAGGUGAAGCCAAUAAUGACCAGAAAGCUGAGGAGGAGACCUAAUGAUCCUGUUCCAAUACCAGACAAAAGACGAAAACCUGCACCUGCGCAGUUAAAUUACUUGUUAACAGAAGAACAGAUAAUGGAGGAUCUGCGAACUCUUAAUAAGCUCAAAUCUCCAAAAAGACCAGCAUCCCCGUCUUCUCCUGAGCAUCCCCCCAGCACACCUGCUGAAGCACCAGCACAAAGGUAUGAAGCACGAAUCGAAGAUGGAAAAUUAUAUUAUGAUAAGAGAUGGUAUCAUAAAAGUCAGGCUAUCUAUCUGGAAUCGAAGGAGAAUACGAAGAUUGGCUGUGUAAUUAGCUCUGUUGGAACAAAUGAGAUAUGGGUGAGGAAGACCAGUGAUAGCACAAAGAUGCGUAUAUAUCUAGGACAGCUACAUAGAGGAGUCUUCAUUAUACGGCGGCGAUCUGCUGCCUAGAACUCUUACCAAGUUGUGUUGGAAGCCGGCAUCUCCUUAUCUCACUGCACUCAGAGGUGAACUCUUCAUUAUUUUUAUAUGGAAACCUGUAUUAAAGCAAAAAAGCUUCUUGACAGACUGAAGAACGUGAGCUUUGAAGACACUUUCCAAUGCCAUCUCAGUUUUGAUGGUUGUGCAUAUUUUUUAAGAAUAACGUUCACUUUUUCAAGGAUUUCUCUUUGCUUCCAUCUUCUUCCAAGAUUGAACUGACCAUUCUUUGUGGCUGGAAGCUGCCAAUAUGUGGAUUGUUUCAUUUAUUCCAGACAACAGAGUGAAAACCAGUUUGCUUCAGUGCUGGGCAAUCUGAACAUUUUUACCUGAACAAUUAUUGCCCUUGUUUUUUGAGAGGACUAUGUUUUGUACAUGCUGUUUAUUUUGUAUUAAAUGCUUUAUCAUAGUCACUCUUGGGCACAAGCCAAAAACAUGCAUUUGUUUGUUUUUACAAGUAUGUUAAAUAACAUGGUUUCUUUGAAUAAAUCAACUCAAGUUGAUGGUUUAUAUUAUGCUGUAUCCUUUAAUAAAACUGAAAAUAUAGGUAGCCUACAAUUAUGAUUAAUGCUGUUGAUUUAUAUCUUUAAAUUUCUGCUGUUUUUCCUUAAAUAAUGGUUCAUAACACACAGCAUUGGAACAAAAUUAAAGCAAAUAAUUU
Amblyraja radiata (thorny skate) is the source of this 1693-nucleotide messenger RNA. RefSeq names its product SDS3 homolog, SIN3A corepressor complex component (gene suds3). The record is from RefSeq and is a predicted model, not a curated record. The transcript has 12 exons. NCBI's taxonomy places the organism in Eukaryota, Metazoa, Chordata, Chondrichthyes, Rajiformes, Rajidae. The coding region runs from base 46 to 1005 and encodes 319 amino acids.